Thamnophis elegans (Western terrestrial garter snake) is the source of this 582-nucleotide messenger RNA. Its product is annotated as organic solute transporter subunit beta-like. Gene Ontology annotation, cellular component: plasma membrane. The transcript is spliced from 3 exons. NCBI's taxonomy places the organism in Eukaryota, Metazoa, Chordata, Lepidosauria, Squamata, Natricidae. The record is from RefSeq and is a predicted model, not a curated record. Gene Ontology annotation, molecular function: transmembrane transporter activity; protein heterodimerization activity. Gene Ontology annotation, biological process: bile acid and bile salt transport. Bases 78 to 428 code for a protein of 116 amino acids.
GGCUAUCAUGAGGCUCCCAGCCCCAGAAGGACUCAGGAGACCUUGACAAUCCUUCAGAAGACACCAUCUCCCCAGAGAUGCUGCAGGAGAUGCUAUGGCUUUUCCGAAGAGAAGAUCCAUCUGCAUGGAAUUACUCUAUCCUGGGCCUUUCCAUUGUCGUUCUGCUCAUUGGUGUUGUGCUCCUGGGAGCAAAUAUUAGGGCCAACAGAAACCACAAGGUCCUUUUCCCACACAAAGAAGGCUAUGAAGACACCCCGCUGGAUGAAGAAGAAGCGAAGCAGGCGUUCGUGUUGCUAAACAAAGAGAAUCCGGAUCGAGCUGAAGACAAUUUGCUUCCCAAAACACCAAUCUUGGGAGACGUGAUGGUACGCUGGAAGGAUGGGAAAACAUCACCCCUCUAUGCUGAUGCCAACGAAGCAGAAGCAUAGCACCUAAUAAUAUUCAUAUUUUGGCUUUUUUGAAACCCGGGAGGAUUUCUGGACUAUUGACAUUUUUUGUACCGCGGGUCUCAAAGCCAAAUUCAUUAAGUGGAAUCAAAAAGCCAGCAAAAAACAAAACCCUACUGCCUUUGAGUUGCAGAAG